AUACUUGAUAGCAGUCUGACAGCAAAAAUAAAACAGCGGACCAAUUAUUCGGUGGUAUUAUAGAACCCAGUCUAAAACCCAAAACACGAUUGGGUCUUUAAUGAAAGCGGCGUGCUGAUUGGUUUGUGGUUUAGAAGGGGUGGAGAUAGUAAGAGUCUGUUGGUUGCCGGGAAGAUGGCUGACACCGGGACAGCGGCCGAGGAUUGAGAGCGGGGGAGGGUACAAACCGAUAUAAUAUAGGGGGUUGCGAGGGCAUACUUUCAACUUUUGAAGGUUACAAAUAUUGCUUAAAAUUCGACUUAUAGGACGUGAUUACCCGGUAAGACUGAAUAAAAACAAAUGCAUUGACUUAGCCGGGCCCCACUGCUUGCUCUGAACUAGCGAGUUAGCUUGGAGGCUAGCUUGCCAGCGAGUUGUGAGAAGCAAUCUGCUAGCUUAGGUAUUUUACAACUAAGGCUUCAUAUAUUGGAAUAUAUAUGUGAAGUGUAUAAAGGGUAUAUGCGUCACGUGUGUCCAUUGCCCCGUUAUCGAGCACAAAUCGGAAGUACAGUAGCCAGUAUUUAGUCAGAUUUGUGACUGAAGCGAGUGUGACUGUCAAAAAAGUGGUCGCUAGCUUGCUUCCCCUUCCCCGGCCCUACCCUACCCUAUCAACUCCAGCUAGCUUUUUAGCUACCGGGAUGGCGUGGUCGUUAUUAAUACACAUUGAAAGUAUCUUCUGGAUUUGUCAGUAUCGGAGAUGGACUGAAAGAAUCUCCGCCAGUAUCAUUGAUUGUAGCUAAGAGACUUCCACCGCCGGACACAAGACUGCGCUCCAACAAAACAUGUGUAGUGCGCUGCAUCUCGGUGUCGACUGGCUCCAUGUACCAUGCUGUGGCUGCCGGCCGGACUCCGCCCCCUAACGCGCGGCACCGCCAGCUUCUUCCUCGCGUCCUCUGCCCGCGGUCCCGCCCUCCGCUGAGGCGCCCGGCGGCAUGUACGCCGCCCGCUUCUACGGCGGCGGCGGCGGCGGCGGGGGCAAGCCGGGCCGGCGGCCGGGCAUGGUGGGGGCGGGGCUUCCCGUGCUGGAGAACCACCCGCACCACCACCACCACCCGCUGCCCCCUCACCCCCACCCGCACGCCCCGCCCCCUCAGAACUACCCGGCGGUCUACCAGGGCCGGCCGGACGGCCACCGGCUGCACUUCCAGAGCCACCACCACCACCACCACCACCAACCCCACUUCCACCCGCACCCGCAGCCCCACCCGGCCCCGCCCCACUACCACGCCCACGCCGGCCUGCACCCGGGCCGGAAGAAGACCUGGAACUUCAUCCACGAGAAGAUGAGCUACGACACCUUCUUCACCAUGAAGCGGCUGAUCGAGCGGUCCCGCGGCGUGGACGAGGUGCUCCGCUGGGUCACCCAGAACCCCGGCAAGAUCUCCUACAACCACUACCCCAUCGCCCUGCAGAAGAUCGGCCAGCUCCUGCAGGCGCAGCAGGCCUCCGGGGCGGGCCGUCCGGCGGCGGCGGCGGCGGGGCGGCGGCGGCGGGACUUCCCCCGAGGGGGCCCUGGCGUCCCCCGCGCGACGGGCCCCGGAGAGGGCCACUACCGCCAGAUCUCGGAGCAGCAGGACUUCCAGACGCUGUGCGGCGCCAUCGUCAACGACUGCGCCAAGUUCGACAACUUCAGCAUCGUCAACUGCCUGUACGCCGUGGCCGCGCUCGGCCUUCCCAGCGACUCCCAGGUGGUGCAGGUCCUGGAGGCGGAGUCGCGCAGCCGCCUGUCCCAGUUCAACCAGAAGGACAUCUCCAUGGUGUUCAGCAGCAGCAUGAAGCUGCACCCGUCCAGCCAGCACCCGCUGAUCGAGUCCUGCCUGUCGGGCCUGGAGAAGAACGUGGAGCGGGAGCGCCACCCGCAGACGCUCUUCCUGCUGCUGUCCUACUACCGGCUGCGCUGGCGCGCGCUGCAGGCCGAGGGGCCCUCGCCCGAGCAGCUGCUGACCAACCGCAAGAUCCUGCGCCUGGUCAAGCACACGCUCGGCAGCGUCAGCGGCGUGCGCGACCACGAGAUGGCGCUGCUGGACGAGAUGCUGUCCGCCUGCGCCUGCGAGGCCAGCAACAAGUCUGAGCUCAUCUUCAGCUCCCACCUCUUCUACCAGAACCGGCAGGAGAGGUUCAUCGCCAGCCUGGCCGAGGAGCUGCCGAAGAAGGUGGACAGCAUCACGCCGUACACGAUGGCCCUCAUCGCCAAGUACAUCGCCCGCCACCGGCUCCGCGAGACGCGCCUCCUCGACACCAUCGCCGAGUUUCUCGUCAAGAAGGGCGAGUACCUGGACAGCAAGGUGAUCCAGAAGCUGGUUCCCUUCAGCCGGAUGAACUACCUGCCGUCCAACGAGGCGCAUUUCUCCAAGCUGGAGGCGGUGCUGGAGGUGAAGGCGCUGAGCUCCCCGCUGGCCACGGUCAACAUCCUGAUGUCGCUGUUCCAGCUGGGCCACUUCCCCGGCCUGGUGCUGCACCGCGUCUUCUCCAGCUCCUUCAUCAGCAACGUCACCAACAGCCCGUACGCCCUGAUCGUGCGCCGCUACCUGUCGCUGCUGGACGCGGCCGUGGAGCUGGAGUACCAGGACUACGCGGGGCCCCGGCUGCAGGACGCGCACAAGGUGCUCAUGUUCGAGCACGCGCUGACGGCCGACGAGGUCAACCGCAAGUACAGCUAUAAGGGUCUGGUGGCAGAGGCUCUGCGGCAGCUGGUUGGGGAACACGGCUACAAGCAGGAUGAGGUUCUGGCCCCGGGCUACUACACAGACUUCCUGCUGUGGAUUGACAGCUCGGGGAGUGUGCUGCCAAUCAAGGCAGGGGGCGGGGCUAGCUUGGGCGUGGUCUCGCCGCCCUGCGUCGGGGCCCUGAGCGCCGGCGUGGCGUCCAAGUCCCCCGACGGGCAGGCGUCCGUCUCCGCCCUGGCCUCCGACUUCCAGAAGUUCUCCCCCUUCGCCCAGCUAGAGGGGGCCGAGGGGCGGGCCGGGGAGGAGCUGGGGGCCCCUGAAUCGCCCUUCCUGCCCCACCACAUCCGGCCGCAGGUCCCGGCGGCCCCCCGCGCCCCCGGGGGGGGCCCCAACGGGGGCGGGCCGCUGGACUACAGCCCCUACUACCCCGCGUCGGAGUACUACGCCAGCCUGGCCAAGGAGCAGUCGCUGGAGAGCCAGGACAGCUCCACCCUCAGCAGCCCGUCCGACUGCCUGGCCCAGGGCGGGGCCCCGGGGGCUGGGGGCGGGGCCGGCCCGGACUCCCUCUUCCAGUUCUCCAUCGGGAAGAUCCUGGAGGACGAGGGCGGGGCCUCGGUGCCGGCCCAGGGGCCCGACUGCGACCUGCCCGCCUUCUACGAGGCGGUCCCCUCCCCGGAGGGGGGGGAGGGGGGCGUGGGCCCCCGUCCCCCUCUGCAGCUGCACCCGCCGGGCUGUCCCGAGACAGAGAGGGGCGCCGCUGAGCACCACCAGGUCAAGAGAGUGAUCAUGUCGGUCAAUGACAAGUGGCACUACUGCCACAACUCGGACGUGCUGGUGGGCUCACGGGCCAUGAGGGACCGUCACCUGCAGCUGCUGGGCUACGUCAAUCCUCCAGCUGCCAUACCUGGAGCUGGAGAAGCUGAACGGGAUCGAGGAGGUGAAGCAUUACCUCCACAAAAAGCUGCUGGAGGUGCCUUAUGACGGCGGCGGGGCGGGGGCGCGUGUGCCGG
This is a messenger RNA of Anguilla anguilla (European eel), 3715 nucleotides long. RefSeq names its product Fas-activated serine/threonine kinase (gene fastk). Gene Ontology annotation, cellular component: mitochondrial matrix; ribonucleoprotein granule. Gene Ontology annotation, molecular function: RNA binding. Lineage: Eukaryota; Metazoa; Chordata; Actinopteri; Anguilliformes; Anguillidae. The record is from RefSeq and is a predicted model, not a curated record. Gene Ontology annotation, biological process: mitochondrial RNA processing; regulation of mitochondrial mRNA stability.